GUUGCAGUGCCGCCCAACAUCGACGACUCGCAGAGCAGUUCUGACGUGAUUGUGCGGGAGGGUUCCAACGUCACACUCACGUGUCACGCCACGGGGUCUCCACCACCGAGCGUUAAGUGGAAGAGGGACGACGGAAGCAAGAUAGCCAUCAACAAGUCGCUCUCAGUGUCGGAGUGGGAAGGGGAGGUGCUGGAGCUGACACGCAUCAGUCGCCUCGAUAUGGGCGCCUACCUGUGUAUCGCCUCGAACGGCGUCCCGCCCACCGUCAGCAAGAGAAUCAAAAUAAGCGUGGACUUUCCGCCAAUGCUGUGGAUCCCACACCAGUUGGUGGGAGCACCUCUGGCAUACAGCGUGACGCUCGAAUGUUUCACCGAGGCGCAUCCCACGUCACUCAACUACUGGACGCGGGAGGACGGCAACAUGAUUCACGAGAGCCGCAAAUACAGGGCCGAGAAUACCGUUGACUCCCCGCCUUACAAAACCCACAUGAAGCUGACCAUAAGCAACAUCCAGGAGCGAGACUACGGUGUCUACAAGUGCGUGGCCAAGAACCCACGGGGCGAGACAGAUGGAACCAUACGGCUCUACACCUCCGCACCGCCCUCGACAACACCCGGACCCACUACGACGGACCUGCCUCCGAGAAGGAACCCAGAUCAAACCUGGGACGGCGCAGGGGACAUGAACAACUCUGUGUACAGCAAUCCCAGUUUGCUCAGUGGGCACUUGUCGGAGAAAGGUUCCAAAUAUUCAUCCAACAUAAAUGAAAUCGACAAAUCAGAACAGAAAUCAUCACCUGAUGCGACGGGGAAAGGUAUUCCUUACGAGUGGCCGCAGAAUGACAGUGGAUCCGGAGCUGGAGGCGUGUCGACGCGUCUCAGCGUGGCGUUCUGCACCGUGGCCAUUGGCAUUGUCAUGAGCAGAUAAAUCAUCGCCAUCUGCUUGUGAAUCCCAGCGCUGGUUCCGUGGAUACCCCCCCCCCUCCAGUGUCUGCCAGUCAACGAAGACAUGCAGUCACUCUUCAUCAGCUGUGACUGGGCAACUUGCGUGGCGAUACCUGUACGACCAGCAGGGAGUUCAUUGGAUCUUCUCUUCUUCGUGGGAGACUGAGAGACCUACGUAAAUACGUUCUGCAGAGAUACUAACCAGGAUUACAGUGUCCGGGCUUCCAAAUGGAAUUUUAGUAUUAUUAUUUCACCCAAAAAAAAUUGUGUAUACGUGACUAACCCAAUAGUUUCAUCUUAGUAUUAUGUUUGUUAAUCGCGUAUAUUUGGCUUUUCAUUACAGAUAUAGCACGUGCUAUGUUCUCGCACAAACUGUGGUAUCCCAGUUAAAAUGUAAGUAUCUUAGAACUCUGGAGCCGUAGUCUGUAUGUCCAUUAUUGCCUUUUCUGUUACUAAAAUUUAUGAUAUGUAAAUAACCGAAGACCCUACAAUAAAAACAGAAGAAUAACACCGUCAGUGUUACGAACUACUGUAUAUGUUGUGGAAGUAAUAUACACUGCAGAUCACGUUUCAGCUGUUUACUAUAACAUUUAUCAGUGUAUAAAUAUGUGCGUAAAUUUCUCAGUAAAAGGCAGUACGUCAAGAUCCUUGAGCGAUUUCACGAAGGUCUAUUGUACAUCAACUCCUACGUGUAGUGAUGCCGAGAUACUAUAAAAUAUUAAAAACUCUUUAGCGCCCACAAGCCUUGAAGUGGAAAUAGUACCCCAAGGCAAUACCAUUCGAAUUGAAGCAUUCUUUGGCCCUCAUUAAGCUCAGGAUAGCUUGCUGAGUGUGUAAACAACGCUUCAGUUACUAGCUGCAGUCAACGAACCAGCGAGAUCCCAAUUAACGUAUACGUCGCCAAUACCUCACAGUGUCAAACAAGACUGACGAACUGCACCUUAGGAACAGUGGCCAGGCAAGGGUGACAGAGAGGUCUGCCCAUUCAUGUGCGGGGCAGUGCUUCAAGGAUGAAACGUUAUUUUGUGCGGAAGAAAAUUAAACCAAUGAGCUUAUCCGAUGGUAGGUCCUGUAAAACCAUUAUUGUAAUGUGAGAUAAUAAAUGUAAGGCCCAAAAUACAGGGAACAAUCACAUGAAAAUAGACCACGAGCCAUGAUCUUUAGAUGUUUUCACAAGAAGAUGAAAUAUUACGGUAUAUAAAUGCCAUAUCUGUGUAAUGCGUGCCGAUGUGCUGAUGAAAUGCAGACUCUGGAGGCCCGUCUUCUAGGAGGUAACGCCGCGUAGUCCUUGGAAGUCAACAGACGUUUCGGAUGAGUAUGUUGUGUCUAUCUUCAGUAAGCUCUUCUUGCCACAGGCUUCAUGCUGGGUUCUUUCUUGGAUUAUUCUUCGACGCUAAAGAUGAUGGCGACAUGUUCCUCUGAAACGUCAGUUGACUUUCGGCGAACUGCGCCAUGUUAUCUCAGGAGAAACAACUCUUCAUGACCACCGCUGUGAGAAAUUUAAACACUGCAUUGAAGUAUUUUUUCUUUAUAUUGGGUCAAUUUUCAUGUGCCUGUUAAAUUAUGAUCGUGUAUAUGUUGAGUAAAAUAUGAAGAAUGUCGUCAUAGACCGGUGAAAUAUUCAAAUCCCAAACUGUAUUUAACGAGAUAAUCGAACUGUACCGCAUUGGAAUUAACAUAAUUCAUUUUCUUUCAAUGGUGUUUUGAGGAUAAACUUUUUUAUGAACCACAGGUCACAACGUUUACAUGGAUUAUUGUUUAACGAAGACAUGUGUCAAGAUUCAACUGGAAAACGCAAAAUAUUCUGAGCUUGAAGAAUAGUAGUCAUUUGAUUUGUGUUCGUAUAUGGGGAGAAUGUUUAAUCUCUGACAGACGAAGGACUACUUUGUGUGCCCAUUCCCAGAGCAGCGCAUGGCAGUGACACGUGACGAAUCGUUGCAAGAGGUGUUCCCACUGGAGCUACAGCAGUUCCUACAGGUCCGCCCCGAGGUGUAGGUGCUUCGUCUCACAGGGUUAUGACCCAUGGAAUUGGUGCAGGGGCACUUGCCAUCUCCUCCGUAGAUGGGACCACAGCAGUCUCUUGGAGAUCCAUCCCUUCACAUUACCGUCAUGCUAUUGAGUCGAGGAGGCCCAGAGGGCUCACCAGGUAUCAUAGGGCCACAACAUUAUAUUAAGAGCCACAACAUCCUAGUGCAUAUUAAUUUGGAUACAUGUGACAAAAGAAAACUAAGCUAAACCAGUUACUUGUAACAAAGUGGACUUGAAUUUAUCUUUCUUGCUGCCAUGAAGGAGGCAGCUUUGAGGUUCGAAUGUUUACUGAUCUGUAUCACACGUAGGACUCACAAUGAAUUCCAUAAGUAUACAGUUUCUGUAUGUGGGACUAUUGUAUUUUAAAUGCGUUUUUGAACUCUGAGUAACGUAUGAUAGGUAACAUCAGAAAAUGUAAAACAUUUUCCAAGCAAGUGAAAGGAAGCACUGAUUAUUAGAGAGGCCACUAUCAAUAACGAUUAUCCGGUCAAUAAUGACAUAGCUUAAUAUUGUACAUAAACCACAACAUAUACACAUCAGAAUUACCUGAAAGCAUUUUGUAAGCCGGAAAUAAGUUAGCCUGCCAGUGUACAGGAAAACUGGCAUUCCGUUAUAUAACCAUAAGUACCCAUGUAUUCCGUGUGCUCAUUGUGUGGACAGAGUGUCUAUGUACAUAUAAAUAUAGGCUGCCCAUUUUAUACAUAGGCCUAUAAAAUUAUAUAACAUGUAAAACUCAAGUACGCCAUUUUACAUAAACAUGAUAAAAUUAACAUACAAAAAUUAUCCUACAGACUCUAGACGUGGUUACGGUGUUGAUGAUGAAAAAGAACUACAUAUAAGAUGUAUUUUUUGUGAUGUUAACAAAUGUGUACUUUGCGCAUGCAUGGGGUCGGAACAAAUGAAUUUCGUUUUGUAUGCAUGAUGACGUGUUCACGGGCUCAAGGUACAUCUUAUUUUCGCAUACGACUGUGCAGCAAACUUAUUUUGGCGUCUCAAUGACAAAAAGAACUGCUUCAAGUGAUCCAUAUAUUGUAAGACCGUCAGAUAUCGUUUAUAAUGUUACGUUACAGAUGUACAAGAUGGAAUAGAAUAUAACCUUAAAUAAAGUGAUAAUAGCAA
This is a messenger RNA of Cryptotermes secundus, 4091 nucleotides long. Its product is annotated as lachesin. The record is from RefSeq and is a predicted model, not a curated record. Gene Ontology annotation, cellular component: neuron projection. The annotation marks the transcript as partial. Lineage: Eukaryota; Metazoa; Arthropoda; Insecta; Blattodea; Kalotermitidae. The transcript has 7 exons.